CUCUCCCUGGUCCCUCCCUCUCCUCCUCCUCCUCCUCCCUCGUCCUCGACGACUCUCUCGCUCUCUUUCGCUCGGGCGCCGAGGAGAAGUCUUGCGCGCUCCUCCGCGCGCCCUCUUUCGCUUCCCUUGCCCGUCCGCCAGUCUGUGCGCGCCCUCGAUCACAUGGUGCUUCGAGAAAUGCUCCAAAGAUGGCGGUAGCGGCGGCCGGAGGGGGAGGCGGCGUCGGCCGGGUGCAGCGCAGUGGCGCGCUGGAAGUUUUGGUGCGCGACCGGUGGCACCGGGUGCUGGUGAGCCUGAGCGACGAGGCGCUGGUGCUGAGCGCCGACGACGGUGGCGCUCCCGCCGCCGCCGCGUACAACGGCAUCGGGGCGUCGGGCAGCAACGGCAAUGGGACUUUCUGCAGCGGGGCAGCGCUGGGUCCGGCGUCGGGGGGCGCCUCGGCCGCCUGCAGCCUUUCCAGCGGGGGUUCUCCGGAGUCGCCGUCGGGGGGCGGCGGCGGCAUGAGCCCUAAAUCGGGUUUGAUGAGCGGGGUGCGCACGGCUUUCACCGACCUGCCCGAGCAAGUCCCCGAAGCUAUCUCCAACAAGAAGCGGUGCGUCAAGGUGCUCAAGCAGGAGAUGGGCGGGCUGGGCAUCAGCAUCAAGGGGGGCAAGGAGAACAAGAUGCCCAUCCUGAUCAGCAAGAUCUUCAAAGGGCUGGCCGCCGACCAGACCCAGGCGCUCUACGUCGGGGAUGCCAUCCUGGCCGUCAACGGCACGGACCUGCGCGACGCCACCCACGACGAAGCGGUGCAAGCGCUCAAGAGGGCGGGCAAGGAGGUGGCGCUGGAAGUGAAGUACAUGAGGGAAGCCACCCCCUACGUCAAGAAAGGGUCUCCGGUUUCUGAAAUUGGCUGGGAGACCCCCCCACCCGAAUCUCCGCGGCUGGGGAACGCGUCCACCGACCCCCUGUCUCAGCUGUCCCUCUCCAUCCACAGAGACAAAAAGACGAUCCCGCUCAAAAUGUGCUACGUUACGCGGAACAUGGCCGUGUCGGACCCAGAAAACAGGCUCGUAGAAGUUCAUUCGCCAGAUGCCAGGCACACCCUGGUUCUAAGGAGUAAGGAUUCCGCCACAGCGCAGGCCUGGUUCCACUCCAUCCACUCCUGCAUCAGCGAUCUCAUUCCUAAGGCCAUCUCGGAGGUCAAAGAUCAGCUGGGCAAAGCAGGAAUUGCUGGAGCUCGAGAGAUCAGGCACCUCGGCUGGCUCGCAGAAAAGGUGCUGGGAGAGAACGAGAGGCAUUGGAAAGCUGUGCUUGUUGUACUGACUGAGAAGGAUCUCUUGAUGUACGAGAGCAUGCCACGGAUCAAAGAGGCUUGGUUCAGUCCUCUUCAUUCAUACCCUCUGCUGGCCACCAGGUUGGUACAUUCCGGAGCUGGGAAAGGCUCCCCCCAGGCUGGGAUGGAUUUGUCCUUUGCUACCCGUACGGGUACGCGGCAAGGAAUCGAAAGCCAUCUCUUCAGGACGGAGACCGGCAGGGACCUCUCGCUGUGGACGCGGAGCAUAGUUCAGGGUUGUCACAAUGCUGCGGAACUCUCAAUGGAAAUCACUGCCGCUUGCACCUACAAAAGCCAGGAAUGCCGUCUGACCAUUCAUUACGAACACGGAUUCUCCCUCGCAGCUGAACCCCAAGAUGGUGCCUUCCCCAAAACCAUUCUACAGUUUCCCUACGAAAAGCUAAAAAUGUCCUCGGACGAUGGGAUUCGGAUGCUUUACUUAGACUUCGGAGGAAAGGAAGGAGAAAUUCAACUGGACCUUCACUCUUGUCCAAAGCCAAUUGUGUUCGUCAUUCAUUCAUUCCUUUCGGCCAAGAUUACAAGACUUGGGUUGGUAGCAUAAGCACAGUCUGAAGGAAGAAUGGAGGAGCUGCCUGCACCAUCUAAAUGGCAAGGGACAUCUCGGCAACAGCAGAAGCUGCUAGGGAUAGAUAUAUAUAAAUAUUCUGCACAGGAGCAAUGCCCAACGUUUGGACCAGCUACAAAAACGGAGCACAGAAAGGAGGAAGAGUUGCCGAGAUGCCCGAGAGCAGGACAUUUGCUUCGACUAACACACUGCAGAGGGAAACAAAACUGAUGGCUUGUAAAUAAAGGAAAUAAAUAAAUAAUUGAAGGAGUAAA
Molecule: messenger RNA, 2155 nt
Organism: Podarcis raffonei (Aeolian wall lizard)
Lineage: Eukaryota; Metazoa; Chordata; Lepidosauria; Squamata; Lacertidae
Gene: SNTB1
Product: syntrophin beta 1
Exons: 7
Coding region: 189-1877 (562 amino acids)
Cellular component (GO): synapse; dystrophin-associated glycoprotein complex; intracellular anatomical structure
Molecular function (GO): structural molecule activity; protein binding
Source: RefSeq, a predicted model, not a curated record